This is a messenger RNA of Pestalotiopsis fici W106-1, 840 nucleotides long. RefSeq lists its product as uncharacterized. The record is from RefSeq and is a predicted model, not a curated record. Gene Ontology annotation, molecular function: mRNA binding. Gene Ontology annotation, biological process: mRNA splice site recognition. The coding region runs from base 1 to 840 and encodes 279 amino acids. Lineage: Eukaryota; Fungi; Ascomycota; Sordariomycetes; Amphisphaeriales; Sporocadaceae. The transcript has a single exon. Gene Ontology annotation, cellular component: U1 snRNP; U2-type prespliceosome.
AUGGCGGCAGAACAGCGCAAGCUCCUUGAGCAGCUGAUGGGCAAUCCCAUUUCGUCUCGCGCAUCUCAACUCUCUCUCACCGACCCCAAAGUUUGUCGCUCCUAUCUUGUUGGGACGUGCCCGCACGAUCUCUUUACCAACACAAAGCAAGAUUUGGGCCCCUGUCCCAAGGUACAUUCCGAGGGCCUCAAGACCGAGUACGAAAAUCUUCCGCCGCAACAAAAGCAACGGCACAACUUUGAAUGGGAUUAUAUGCGCGACCUGCAAAAGUACAUAGACGAAUGUAACAGGCGCAUCGACGCGGCGCAGCGAAGGCUCGAAAAGACACCAGACGAAAUUAGGCAGACCAAUGUUCUGCUCAAGUCUAUUGCCGAUCUGUCGGCAACCAUCAACGUGGGACUGAGUGAGAUUGAGGUCCUGGGCGACCUGGGCGAAGUGUCUCGUGCAUACGACGAAUUCUACAAGGUCCGACUGGCGGCGGCGCAAAAAGCAGAACGCGAGCGAGAACUCAAGGCCCUCAGUGAUACAAGUGGUCCAUCAGGUCACCAAAAGUUGCAAGUUUGCGACGUGUGUGGUGCCUAUCUAUCGAGACUAGACAAUGACCGGCGCCUGGCUGACCACUUUUACGGUAAAAUGCACUUGGGAUACGCUCAGAUGCGGCGAACCUUUGAUGCUUUCCCCAAGGAGUUGCGCGGCGGACGACCACCACGGGGGCCUGGUAUGGACGAUGGUCCACGCGGCGAUGAUGGUGAUUGGAAGGGGCCUCGAGGUCCGAGAAGAGGAGGAUAUGGUGGAGGUGGUGGCGGUGGUCGUGGAAGAGGAUACCGUGGUGGUUGGUAG